Necator americanus (New World hookworm) is the source of this 1665-nucleotide messenger RNA. RefSeq lists its product as uncharacterized. Bases 1 to 1665 code for a protein of 554 amino acids. Gene Ontology annotation, molecular function: chondroitin 4-sulfotransferase activity. Gene Ontology annotation, biological process: positive regulation of response to oxidative stress. The record is from RefSeq and is a predicted model, not a curated record. NCBI's taxonomy places the organism in Eukaryota, Metazoa, Nematoda, Chromadorea, Rhabditida, Ancylostomatidae. The transcript is spliced from 11 exons. Gene Ontology annotation, cellular component: membrane.
AUGACUGGAUUAGAAGCAAUUGUAACCUUGGUAGGCCAAACUAUAAGAGAUCCGAAAGAAACGCUAAAAUUGGACCCUCAACCUCCUGGAACUCCUGGAAUGAAUUUGAAACUUGAGAAAAAUUAUGGCUUGGAGCUUGGAAGCGAAAUGGCACAGCGAGCAUAUUCCAUUCUUCGUCGUUUUUGUCCACACAAAAGAAAAUGCGAGCUGAUCUCCCCAUUCAAAAAAUAUUACCCCCAGUACGCGAUUGCCGGCUGGCCAAUGAGAGUUUCAUCGUGCAUGAUACCCAAGAACAUGUCCACAGUAUUAUCCGCAAUAUUCUGCUUGCUGUUCACUGAUGAAAUAGGAAAAACGAACAGCACUGUCACUUCCAUGUUGAAAAGGAACUGCGCGACCCGUAAUGAACUGAAUUCAUUUUCUCAAAUUGAAAAGCUUGCUCAUGGCAAGCGUUGGAUGAAUUUCGCGUUGGUUCGGGAUCCAGCCGAACGCUUUCUUAGUGGAUUCAUGUUCAUGUGUAGUCCGAACAACGUGGUUGAGAACGACUGUGACGGUUGCAUAGGAGAUAUCAAAUGUGCUCUUCGACAGACACUUAAAUACUCACAUCAGUUCGCAAACAAAGAUCUAUCGGCAGCAAAUUACAUCCUUUGGCAUCUAGGACCACAGAACUGGCACUGCGAUUUUCAACACAAUUUUAAAAAAUUCGAAUUGAUCCAGUAUUCACCGAAAAGGGAAGAACAGCUGGCUUCAGAUCUUCGCUAUGUACUCGAGGAGGGAGGAGUGGCAGCUUCGCAUAUUGAUCUAAUCAUUACUCAAUUAUCGAACAGUACUACACUUCACGCUACAUCUCAUCUUACUAAAAAGAACUUUUAUGAAACACAAAUGAACGAUCCAGAGGUAGAAGAGUUGUUGGUGAAGAUAUUCUUUUGGGACUACAUCCUGCUCAACUACCCAUUACCAAAUUUGCAGACGCUGGAUGAAGCCCAGCCUCAAGAACAAGCUGGAUCCCGUCAGGGGUUCAACUGCUUGGACCACAUCCAGACCGUGUCGAGGGUCAUAGAGGUUUGCCGGGAAUACCGCCUGCCCCUUGUUCUAACCUUCGUCGACUAUGAGAAAGCCUUUGACAGCGUAGAAACGAAUGCAAUACUGUCAGCGUUGGUCGACCAAGCGAACGACAUCUUUCUCUUUUCGAGGAGUACCAGUGAAGCAGAAGCGAUGCUCAACGAAUCGAACGAAGCAGAGAAGAGAAUAGGACUGCGAAUAAAUAGAAAGAAGACACAGUUCAUGAAGAACGCCUACUGCGAGGACGGAGGGGAGGAAUUGAAUAGAAGAAUGAGAGCAGCAUGGGAAGCCGCAAGGGAAGCUACGGACCAACUGACGGACCAAGAUCUUCGUGCCCAUCUGUUUGACUCGACAUUUCUUCCAGCGCUCUGUUACGCAGCGAAGACGUGGGCAGACACCGCCACCACGUCUAGGAAGCUACUUACUACCCACAGAGCCCUUGAGAGAUGUCUUCUGAAGUUUAACCGGCGCACACAACACCUAGCCGGUCUUCGCACCUCUGACUUGAAAGGAAUGUCCCGUCUUUGCCCGAAUAUAUAUCGAACGCAAAACAUAGAUGGGCGGGUCACAUUACACGAAGAAUCGACGAUAGAUGGAAGACGGUAG